AUGGAGCGGUUAGAGGGCUAUGAGAAGGACAUUACGACCCAGUACAAGAAACGUGUUGAGUUUGAAGUUAACCGACAUAUUCUGGACACCAACGGUCGACACAACAAACAUCACGCCAUAAUAAAGGAGUGGAAAGAACGCAAGAAGUUCAUGACAUCAGACCGGGGUGUGUGGGGAGGCGAUGGCAACAAGACCCCUCUCUACUGGAAGAGGGAUACCCACGAGAACUACACCAGGAUGAGACUCAGGACCUGUCCUAAUAAUGAGUUUAACCCUCAUAACGACGCUAAGUUCUACGAUGAGUACGAUGUCUUGAGAGAAGAGAGCUCGGUUAACCUGCUGGGAGUAUCAGAGGAGGCCCGGAUAAGAGCUGACAAGGAGACCCAGGAGUCCUGGGAAGUGGUCAUGAACAACAACAUUCCUGAUGUCACCGACGACGAACAGCUUAUAUUCUUCGAGGACUGUCACCUGGUGACACUGCUCAAUAUAAUCCCUGGCACCCUGAAAGUUUCACCUACUCACAUCUACUUUUACGAGCAUGAAAAGGAUGAAACUCACCACAAAUUGUCCCAUAACAAUCUGGUGUGGAAGAUAAAGGACAUCCGUGAGAUUCACUUGAGAAGAUAUAAUCUCAGAUACUCUGCUAUUGAGUUCUUCUUAACGGAUCAGACUAACCAUUUUAUUAAUCUGAGCAAAUACCACCGCAACAAAGUUUACAGCAAGAUAAUGUCUCUGAGACCAGCAAACCUAGUUCACGGCAUUACCCGCACCCCCGAGGAGAUGGUCGCCAGUUCCAACAUCACUAAAAAGUGGAUGGAGAGGAGAAUCUCCAACUUUGAGUACCUCAUGAACUUAAACACGAUCGCUGGACGAACCUACAACGAUCUCUCCCAGUACCCCGUCUUCCCCUGGGUGUUGACUGAUUACCUGAGCGACUCUAUAGACUUUGAGAGCCCUCUCUGUGAAUGUUUCAGGGACUUCAGCAAGCCUAUCGGAGCACAGAUACCAGAGAGAGCAGAGCACGCAGAUAUAAAGUACCACUCCCUCCCUCAGGACGGUCUGGACCCUCCCUUCCACUGGGGAACACACUACAGUAACCCAGGUGCUGUGCUUUACUACCUGGUUAGGAUGGAGCCCUACACUUCACUUCAUAUUGACCUUCACGGCAGGUUCGACCACCCUGACCGGCACUUCUACAACAUCAACAACAGUUUCAAUAGCUCCACCAGAGGUCAGGGCGACUGCAAGGAGCUCAUUCCGGAGUUCUUUUACCUCCCUGAGUUCCUUGUUAACUCUAAUGAGUUUGAUUUUGGGACCAGGCACGAUGGGAAGCCUGUGGGAGAUGUUAUUCUACCUAACUGGGCUAAAUCACCUGAGGAUUUCAUUGUUAAACACAGAGCGGCGUUAGAAAGCGACUACGUAUCGAACAAUAUAAACUACUGGAUAGACCUGAUAUUUGGGUACAAACAGAGGGGGCAGGCUGCUAAAGAGGCUCUUAACGUCUACCACUACACUAGCUACGAGGGUAUGGUAGAUCUAGAUAACGAAAAAGACCCCAAGAAACGGCGGGCACUGGAGGCUCAGAUCAGUAACUUUGGACAGACACCCCGUCAGAUAUUCAAGGAACCCCAUCCUAAGAGAAUGAAUCUGUCAGAGGCAUCCUCACUUAAGGGUUCAGCUCUAUCACACGUGCUAAAUGCACCCGCCCUGAAAGCUAAUGCAAUACAGAUGGGUGCUCCCGAGAACCCACUCAUAUUUGCGGGAGUCAGUGGAGGGUCUCCCAAUCAAGUUAUAGAACGGGGUGUCAUGGACAACCUGGUUACGAUAUCCAGGAAUGGAGUGUAUGGUAUCCACAACUGGUUAGCAAGGUGGACUGGAGCUCAUCCUUUCUACUGUGAGAAGGAUACUCAGCUAGAAGAAGGAGUAAGGUGCGUAUCAGGGCCCUUCUCCCCCGGAGCCCGCACACCCUGCAACCUAGUGCGACUAAGUGCGGACGGGAAGGUGCUGUUCACAGCCGGACUCUGGGAUAACAGCAUCAGAACAGGACGUGUGAACCAGCACGAGAUAAUCCCUCUAGGAGUUCUCUACCACCACAAGAACGUGAUAUCCUGCAUGGAACUAGAUGGGAAGUACCUAGCUACCGGUGGUAGAGACACCACGGUAGUGAUCUGGAAGUUGCUGAGGAAGGGAGGUGAGUGUAACGGACUGAAGCCUCAUCCCAGUGCGAUAUUAUACGGCCACAACUCGGAGGUGACGUGCGUGGCGCUGAGUCAGGAGCUGGAUAUAGUGGUGUCUGGAUCUACAGAGGGCAUUGUCCUGAUUCAUACCCUGAAACAGGGAACCUAUAUCCGCACUCUGGUGCCCCAUGUUCCCACGGAGCCUGACUCGGACCACUUCACUGUGUCCUUUGUGGGUAUUGCUAGUAACGGGAACCUUGUUAUUGCUGGCAAGCUGCCAAGUAACAAGGGCGGUCACCACUCUGUCAUAUACCUCUACACUCUGAACGGGAAGCUGAUAAAGCGAGCUAAGUUAGAGGACGAAACAAGUGCCAUGUUCCUGGAGGGGAACAGAGUAGUGUUGGGAGGAACUACUGGGUCUCUGGAGAUACGGGACACUGACUACAUCAACAUCAAACAUAAACUAAGGCUCAAGACAGGGGUGGUGGCUGUGUCCAAGGACCCUAGAAACCAGCAUUUGUUUGUUACGACCACUGAUGUUACGAGUACAACAGAUGGCACUGAGGACGCCUCAUCAGCGCCGCCAGUACUACCAGAUCCAGAACCCACCGACGCACCCGUAGAAGCAGAAGAAGUGCCCGAAGCAGAAGUGCCUGAAGCAGAGGAGCCUGAAGAGACGCCAGCAGCAGAGGACCCUGAUGAUAUGGAUGUCAAAAGUACUGCUACUCACCCUCUUACGUCAUCUAUCAUUCUUGCAACUGCAGUAGGAACUGGUGUCAUGCUCGUGUUGGGCCGAUACUGA
Molecule: messenger RNA, 2979 nt
Organism: Bolinopsis microptera
Lineage: Eukaryota; Metazoa; Ctenophora; Tentaculata; Lobata; Bolinopsidae
Product: neurobeachin-like protein 2
Exons: 12
Coding region: 1-2979 (992 amino acids)
Biological process (GO): intracellular protein localization
Cellular component (GO): membrane; cytosol
Molecular function (GO): protein kinase binding
Source: RefSeq, a predicted model, not a curated record